Messenger RNA from Torulaspora globosa, 1833 nucleotides. It is a transcript of the gene AIP1, whose product is annotated as Aip1p. Gene Ontology annotation, cellular component: cortical actin cytoskeleton. The transcript has a single exon. The record is from RefSeq and is a predicted model, not a curated record. Bases 1 to 1833 code for a protein of 610 amino acids. Gene Ontology annotation, biological process: positive regulation of actin filament depolymerization; actin filament depolymerization. NCBI's taxonomy places the organism in Eukaryota, Fungi, Ascomycota, Saccharomycetes, Saccharomycetales, Saccharomycetaceae. Gene Ontology annotation, molecular function: actin filament binding.
AUGUCCUCCUUUCAAUUAGAAUUCAUACAACCGCCACAGCCUGCGACUCUGCGUAAUUUCACAACGCAUUUGUCCUAUGACAGGGGUUCGAACGCGGUCGCUUACCCCUGUGGUAAAUCUGCUUUCAUUCGCUUCUUGGACGACAGCAAAGCGGUUAUUCAGUUUAGUGGACAUGGGAGUUCUAACGUCUCUGUGGUCAAAUUCUCUCCCAUACAAGGUUCGCAAUAUCUCUGCUCGGGAGACGACGCAGGUAGAGUGAUCGUUUGGGGUUGGUCGCGGGAUAGGGACACCGGGAGCUUUGAAACUGCUGUGAAAGCUGAGUUUCAGGUGCUCGCAGGCCCAAUUACUGACGUUUCAUGGGAUUUUGAAGGGAAAAGACUCUGUGUCGUGGGCGAAGGACGCGACAAGUUCGGUGUGUUCAUCUCGUGGGACUCAGGUAAUUCUCUAGGUGAAGUAUCCGGGCACUCUCAACGCAUCAAUGCGUGCCAUUUCAAGCAAUCUCGACCAAUGAGAUGUGUUACGGUCGGAGACGAUGGAUCUGUUGUGUUUUACCAGGGGCCUCCAUUCAAGUUUGCCGCUAGCGAUAGAACACAUCAUGACCAAGGAAAGUUUGUGAGAGAUGUGCAAUUCUCGCCGGGGUCCGGCGAUUUUGCUGUCACAGUUGGCUCUGAUAGGCGGAUCGUGUGCCUAGAUGGAAAAACAGGAGAGUUCAUCAAAUAUAUUGAGGAUGAGAACGAAGAAAUUAAAGGGGGCUUUUUUGCAAUUUCCUGGAUCGACGAGUCAAGAUUUGUCACAGCUAGUGCAGAUGCGACUGUUAGAUUGUGGAGUGUCAAGGAUAGUAAAUUCUUGGGCAAGUGGUUUAUUCCAGGAGACGCAUUAGCAAAUCAGCAAGUGGGAGUCGUUGCCACGAAAAAUGAGCAAAUCAUAUCCUUGUCCCUAGAUGGAACGCUCAAUUUCCUCAAAAUUGGCGAAGAAAGCCCAGUUAAGUUCUUGAGGGGUCAUAACAAAGGUAUCACUGCGUUGACCGUCAAUCCUUUGAUUAGCGGCUCUUACGAUGGAAGGAUUGUCAAUUGGGCUACAAGUCCAGAAACAAUGCGUGAAGAUCACUCUAACCUGGUUGUCGCCAUUGACAAUAGCGAGCCUCCUAAAUACGCGAGUGUCUCAUGGGAUGAUACUUUGAAAGUAUUAAGUGAAACAAAGUACAAAUUUGAAGGUCAACCCAAGGUCUCGAGCUCAGCUAACAAUGGCGGGAUCAUUGCCGUAGCCACAGAUUCUGAUUAUUUAUUGAUUAUGAACUCGUACACUGGUGAAGUACUGCAAAAGAAACAGUUGAGCGAGCCUGCAUCGGCUAUUGACAUAAGAGGCGGACUGGUGGCGGUAGGUCUAGAAAGAACAAACACCAUUGAAGUGUUCAAGACCUCAGACCUAGCGGUGAAUUACAAGCUACCCGCAGCUUUGCGCGCUACACCAUCUUGUGUUUCCAUUUCAGCCACAGGAUCCUAUCUAGCGGCAGGUGAUGUCAUGGGCAAAAUAAUACUUUAUGACUUGAAAACGAAGGAUAUUAAGACUACAAGGUGGGCUUACCACACAAGUAGAAUCAAUUCUAUUGCAUGGAUGCCAGCGAAAAGUGAAGGCGACGAUGAGGAUCUAGUCGCCACUGCUUCUUUGGAUACAAACAUCUUCAUUUAUUCUGUUAAAAGACCGAUGAAGACAAUCAAGUGCUUAAAUGCUCAUAAGGAUGGCGUAAAUGUUGCAUUAUGGGAGAACUCUCAGACGCUUGUCAGCUGCGGGGCCGAUGCUUGCAUCAAGAGGUGGAACAUUUCGGUGGAAUAG